Phytophthora sojae is the source of this 598-nucleotide messenger RNA. RefSeq lists its product as hypothetical. The record is from RefSeq and is a predicted model, not a curated record. Lineage: Eukaryota; Oomycota; Peronosporomycetes; Peronosporales; Peronosporaceae. The annotation marks the transcript as partial. The transcript has 3 exons.
AUGGCAGACUACCAGAAGCGUGUGAACAGCGGCAACGACUUGGACUACGAGGCUUUGAGCAAGUUGACUCAAUUCAAGGCGUUCAAAAACAACCCAGAAGAGCUCCAGCGUCACGAGCCUGCGCUGCUGAAAGAGUUCUACGAGGUUUACUUAGCGGACCAAGCCCUGAAAGCAGACGCACACGCGCAGACCGCUGGAUCGGGUUCGCCGAAGCUAUCGCAACGUGGCAGAGCCGAGCGCCUGGCGAUCGAGCAAUGCGACAUCCAGGCGGCUCAGCCAUCGUCAGACCAAGCUCCAGGGCCUCCAAUCUCGCAGACACCCGUGGUCGUGCAGGAGGAAGGUGCCCCAGCUCGGAGCCUGCAGACCCACCCUUUGCGAAGGGGCCAUGCUAAGAAACUCCAGGAUGUGCACAAAGACAUGAACAACCUCACGAGAGAGGUGGACGAGCGCAAGAAAAAACUGGAGGACCGGGAGAACGAGGUGGCUACGCGAGAGAAGAAUAUGGAGAACAAGGAGGAAGAACUACAAGUCAAAGCCGAGGAGCUGCAAUCUCAUGAGGCCAAGCUCAAAGAGGAGAGCCGGCGUCUCCAGAACGUAA